Messenger RNA from Prorocentrum cordatum, 3366 nucleotides. NCBI's taxonomy places the organism in Eukaryota, Dinophyceae, Prorocentrales, Prorocentraceae. The record is from the annotation of a GenBank genome assembly.
CCGAAAGUUUAUAUGUUUAUGCAUUCCCACUGCUCCUCUAUGAAGGCAGUCUCCGGCAGAUCGUUCAUAAGCCCGGGCUCACGUCCAGCAGAUUGCUGGCCCGGCAGGAUGACUGAGCAGUGGGGCUACGGCCAACAGAUGAUGGGGAUGCAGGCCGGCGGUGCGCAGAUGAUGGCGAUGCCGGCGGGCAGUCAGCAGAUGAUGAUGCAGGGCGGCGGCGGACAGUACGUCGUCUGCAUGAUGCCCAUGCAGUACGUGGCCGGUCAGGGCGGUGUCCAGGGGCAGCAGUACGCCUUCCAGCAGGAGGGCGGCAUGCAGCAGGUGUGGAUGCAGCCGCAGAUGCCCCUGCAGGCGGCCAGCGCCGGCGGGGCGGUCAGCGCCGCUGGGGGCAGGCAGGGCGCCAGCUUCAGGCCGUCGGCGCAGCCGGCCCAGGGCUCCGGAGCCGCCGCUAGUGGUGGCAAGGAGUUCGACCCGUCGGCUGCGUCCUUUGUCCCGGCGGCUCAAAUGCAGCAGCACGCGCAGCAGGAGGCUGUGGGGGGAUCCCCGGGCAGCUUCCAGAUGUCUGCUGGGGCCACGGCCUUCGUGCUGCCCGCCGAAACGAGAGCGCAGCAGGGGAUGGCCAGCGGCCGCUACCAGGGGGGAAGCGCCGCUGCUGCUGGCUGGGGCCUGCAGCACCCGCAGGGGUCAGCGGGGCAGGCGCAGUUCGCUGCCAUCCCAGCGCCGAGACCGAACGCUGCGGAUGCCAGGGGGUGGACACGAACGCCUCAGGCGGCGGCGCCGGCCCCGAUUUUCCGAAAGGCAGAAGCAGACGCAGCGCCAGCGGAUGCUGGCUCACCGCUGCACAAGAGCACGGACGGAAAGGCCUACGUGCCCCCGCACCUGCGGAAUCGCCCAGCGCCGACGGGCACCCCAGACGGGGCCAGGAAGGAGGACCCAAGGCAAUAUGCUGCGAAGAAGGAGGAGCCAAAGAAAAAGGAGGAGGAGGAGGAGCCCAAGGCGCUGGCGGCCGCCGAGUUCCCCAGUCUGAUGUCUGCUGUCACCCCCAAGAAGGGCGGAUGGCCCGCGGCCAAGAAGGGCGGGAUGGCCGCCAAGGAGGAGGUUGCCGAGGCAGCGCAGCCCGAGGAGAAGCCAGAGGAGAAGGAGGAACCCGUCCUGAAGGGCUCCGCCUGGGGCAAAAGCGCGGCCAAGCAGCGCGAGGAGGCGGCCAAAAAGCGCAGGGAGGAGGAGGAGGCGAGGGCCGCACAGGAGGCGGCCGCCCGCGCGGCAGCGGAGCUGGAGCAGCCGGCCCUGCCGAAGGCAGGCGAGCCCUCCCGCGCCCCGGCCCGGCCAGCGGAGGCCGCUGGUCCUGCUGGCCUGCUCCCCUCUGCGGACGCCCAGCCCGCGGAGGCGGCGCCGCAGGAGGCCGCGGCGGUGGCCGCCGCCGAGGAGGCGCGCCCCGAGCACGGGGACGCGGCCAGGGCUGGGGAGGUCGCCGCGGAGGCCGCCCGCGCGCCGGAGGCCGAGGCCAGGCGGCGAGCCGCGGAGGCCAAGGGCGACGGCAAGGGCGUGGAGCUGGCCGCCGAGGAAGCGGCGAACGCGGACACCAACGACGAGGGCGGGGAGACCACCAACGACGAGGCCAGCAGGCCCGAGACCGACGUCAGCGUCCCCGAUACGGGCGCGGAGUCGCCGUGCAAGGAGGAGGCCAAGGCGGAGGAGGCCACCUUCGCCGAGCCGCCGCCCGCCGAGGCGGCCCCCGCAGAGGAGCCCGCCGCCGCCGACGAGGCCGCCGCCGGGGCCGCCCUGGGUGGCAUCUUCGCCUCCAAGGGCAAGAAGAAGCUGAAGAACCUCGCGGCCCCCCGGCCCGCCGCCGGCGACGGCGCCGCGCAGGCCGCGGAGGAGGCCGCGGAGAGGGCCCGCCUCGAGGAGGAGGCGGCGGCGCGCGAGCGGCGGCGUGCGGAGGAGGCGGCCGCCGAGCGGCUGCGGGAGGAGGAGGAGGCGAAGGAGCGGGCACGGGCGCAGGAGGCGAAGGACCUGGAGCGGGACGACGAGGACCGAGAGACGGAGGAGGGCACGGAAGACAUGGAGGCCGCGACGGACGAGGUGGAGGCUGCGUCCGCGGACGCCGAGGCGGCGAGCGAGGAGGGGGAGGAGCACGCGAGCCCGCACGCCGAGCUGCUCGCCUUCCGCGCCUGCGGCGGGGCGGCGGGGCCGCCGGAGGAGGUCGCGACGCUGUCGGCGAAGGAGGACCCCACGGGGUGGAGGCCCGAGGACACGCCGAGCGGUGCCUCGAAGGCCACGACCUGGCGGCGCUCCGCGGAGGACGGACGGCGAGGGGACCGGGACCGGGACCGCAAGGGCGGCGGCAAGUCCAGCGGCAAGGACUGGGAGCGGGCGCCUCGCGAGACCCUGUCCGCGCUGAGCAACAAGGCAGAGCACGCCUACAAGAGGAACACCGCGGAGCUGGACAGGGAGGCCGAGCUGACGCGGCUGGCGAAGAGCCUCCUCAACAAGAUCUGCCCGGACAAUUGCUCCGUGAUCGCCAGCAGGAUCAUGACGGAGGCAAUGGUGAAGACAGAGGAUGAACUCAAGAUCGUGAUCCACCUCAUCUUUCAGAAGGCCCUCACAGAGCCCCACUAUUGCGAGACCUACGUCGAGCUCGUGCACGCCCUCAAGGGGGAGAUGCCCGAGUUCCCCAACCCAGAUGGCGGCAAGCCGCUGACAUUCAAGGCGGCUCUGCUUAAUGUCACCCAGGAGGAGUACGAGUCCAUGACUGCCAACACGAUGCAGCCAACCGAUGAGGAGAAAGCGACGAAAGACCCCGAGGAGUUGCAGUUCAUCAUGGCAGGCAAGAAGAAGAAGCUGCUGGCGAAUAUGAAGUUCAUCGGACACUUGUACCUGAAGGAGCUGCUCGGAGGAAAAGUGAUCUCAUCGGUAGCCUCAGAGUUGUUGAAGAUAGACGGCAGCGGAUUGCCUGAGGAGCACGUCGUGGAGUGUGUCUGUGAGCUGAUUUCUGCGAUUGGGUACACGCUAGAGAACUCCAAGUUUCAAUCGACACUUGUGCAAGUGUGCAGCAGGCUUAAAGACCUGAAAGGCCAGAAGAACAAGGCCGGCAAGGACAUCCUCAGCAAGCGCAUCCAAUUUCAGAUCCAGGACCUCUUAGACAUGCGCGGGCAGGGCUGGGCGAAAAAGACGUUCAAGGCAGCUGCGAAGACCAAGGAGGAGAUAAGGGCGGACGCCGAGCGCGAGGAGAGGAUGAAGGAGAAAGGCAAGGACGUGCCAACUGCAGAGUACGUGAUCGCGGGCAAGAAGAGUUCCUCGGCCGUCUCUGGGCCGGCCGUGGAGAGCGGCGACUGGGACGUCGUGAGGACAAAGAGCCGCCGGUGA